AGUGAAGGUAUUUUAUAACAUAAUCCAGUGAUCAAUUAGCAAUUCAUGCGACUGACACGCUGAUCGUGAAGCCUCCCCUAUUCCUGGAAUCAGGUUCUGUUCUCUUUACGAAUACUACUUUACUGGAAUGCGCCGGCGUCAGUUGGAGGCCGGGCAGAGACGAACUGAAGCCUAUUAUUCCCUUUCUGGCUUGUCAUCAAACCAAACAGACCUCCAGCUCCAUCACAAACAGAAACAAACGCCAGCACAGACAACUCCAUUCUCCAACCAAUCUAUAGCGUAAUACAAAGAAAAGAAAGCAUCAUCACGAUUCAAUUGCUUCUCAUCAAACCAAACAAAUGGGAUUCAGAUUUCGCAGUCUCAAUCCCGUCUUCAGAUCAUACCUUCAUCGCAAUACUCGCCCUUCAGCCUCUACCACUUUUCUGAAUCGCCCUUCCUCCGUUUGUUUACUCCCCGACCCUCCCCAGUCCAAAAUCCCGAUUCGCUGGCAUUUGGGCCACUCUCACUCCGACGCUCACCACCACCACGUCGGUCAUACUUCCGAUGCCUCCGCCGCCGGCCAGGAGGGUGAUAAAAUAUUCCGCCUCGGCUUGGCCGCUGAUAUUGGGUUGUCCCUCGGGAAGGCCUUUACUGGAUACCUCACCGGGAGUACCGCUAUCAUUGCCGAUGCCGCUCAUUCUAUCUCUGACGUGGUUCUUAGUGGAGUUGCCUUGUGGUCAUUCAGGGCUGGGAUGGCUCCUAGAGACAGAGAACAUCCUUAUGGACACGGUAAAUUUGAAAGCCUUGGUGCCCUUGGAAUUUCUUCCAUGCUUCUGGUCACUGCGGGUGGCAUUGCUUGGCAUGCUUUUGAUGUACUUCAUGUUUUGGUGUCUGCUGCUCCUGUUGCGAUAGACCAUUCAUCUACCAUUGAAGGUCUGCAUAACAAUGCCCAUGGCGGGCAUCAUCAUGGGAUUGACAUGGAGCACCCAUUCCUUGCAUUGAGUAUGGCAGCUGUGUCCAUAUCAGUUAAAGAAGGACUGUACUGGAGAACAAAAAGAAUUGGGGAGAAAUUGGGCAGUGGACUCAUGAAAGCAAAUGCAUGGCAUCAUCGUGCAGAUGCCAUUUCCUCAGUUGUUGCUCUCAUCGGGGUUGGAGGAACCCUCCUUGGAAUUAAGUUCCUGGACCCCGUUGCUGGUCUGUUUGUCUCUGGCAUGAUACUGAAAGCUGGAUUACAGACUGGAUAUCAGAGCAUCUUGGAACUGGUGGAUGCUGCACUUCCUGCAGAACAUUUGGAACACACGAGACGAACGAUCCUACAAGUUCCAGGUGUUACAGGAUGUCAUCGAUUGCGGGGAAGAAGGGCUGGUUCGUAUCUGUUUUUAGAUGUUCAUAUAGAGGUUGAUCCUUUUUGUAGUGUUAGUGCUGCUCACGGGAUUGGUGAAAGUGUCCGCAAGGAAAUCCACACCUCCCAUCCUGAGAUAGCUGAGGUUUUCAUCCAUAUAGGUAAUCAAGUCUCGAUGGCCUCGUAAUGUCCUGUUUAUUAGGUUUCUAGAAUAUUUAACUGCCUUAGUUCUUUCACGAGGGAAAAAGAUGCCUUAUUUGCUUUAUGCUAUAGUACAUAGUUGGAGCACUGAACAUUUGUGCUGGGGUACAAGUCCCAGCUAGUAACACAUCUGGGUUCCUUGUGCUGUUAUGCAGUAAGCAUCACAUAACUUUGUUAUCGAUACUUCCUCUUCAGUCUUAACAACUCAGACUAUCUUCACAGACCCUGCU
This is a messenger RNA of Linum tenue, 1752 nucleotides long. Lineage: Eukaryota; Viridiplantae; Streptophyta; Magnoliopsida; Malpighiales; Linaceae. The record is from the annotation of a GenBank genome assembly.